Molecule: messenger RNA, 1482 nt
Organism: Tachyglossus aculeatus (Australian echidna)
Lineage: Eukaryota; Metazoa; Chordata; Mammalia; Monotremata; Tachyglossidae
Product: heat shock transcription factor, Y-linked-like
Exons: 3
Coding region: 184-1434 (416 amino acids)
Biological process (GO): regulation of DNA-templated transcription
Molecular function (GO): DNA-binding transcription factor activity; sequence-specific DNA binding
Source: RefSeq, a predicted model, not a curated record
GAGCUGUGUGGUGUCUCCAGUCCACAGCCUCCAGUCAAGGAGAAUAAAGUCAACUUGGGAUACCACAGCCAGUGUGAAGUUUUAGAAUCUUCCUUUAGUUGACCAUAAGGAGAAUUUUGAGUGCUUGGUCCUCAGAAGCAAGAAGGGCAGCCACUCACAGCACCUGGAGCUGAAAUAAGCAAAAUGGAAGAAAUGGACCUGGAUCUGACUCCAUCCAUAGUGCCGGAGGGCUCUCCUCAAGCCGGUCCAAGUGCCCCGCAGAUGGACAUCGAUGCAAAUAUCUCGUCUCUGGGGUCACUCGACGACUCCGAGUUGAGGGAGCUUGUUGAAGAGAAGGCUUUCCAGACACUGGCUGAAGAACCCUUGGUAAAAAGACACGAUUAUAGUUUGUGUGAUGCUGGAUCAGUAAAUGACAAUCAAUUACACUUCCUCACCUUUUCAAAAAAGCUUUGGAAAUUAGUUGAAAGUGAUGAAUUUAAAUCAAUUUCAUGGGAUGAUGAUGGAAAUUUUGUAGUGAUUAAUGAGGAAUUAUUUAAAACGGAGAUACUGGGAAGGAAAGGCCAUCUCAAAAUCUUUGAAACGGAAUGUAUGAAAAGUUUCAUCCAACAACUUAAUUUUUGCGGCUUUACUAGAAUGCAACUGGAUUUUCAGAGAUCUGCUUCCCUUGCUGAAUUUUUAGCAGAAGAAAAUGAAGUCUCUGCAUUAAGCAAGUUGCAGUUCUACUACAGCCCUAAUUUUCAAAGGCAGUUUCCUGAGCUGAUGAAGAAGAUAACGAGCUUAGGAGUUAACAAUGUAUAUUCUCCGACCAUCAAUCAAAUGAUCAGAAAUGCCACUGAAAAACCACAGGAUCAGGUAGAAGCUUCUCAGCCCACCGGAAAAAAAAGUUCUUCUAAACCACCAAAUGAGGACCAGCAAAAAUUGAACAACAAAAAUCCUGUCAAACCUAAUCCAACCAGGCCCCAACCUGAAAGCCAUCCCUCAGUUGCACAGGUGAUUUCAGUGGAAAAAGCAGAGUGUGUUGCUGCAGGUGAAAAUGGAAGAUUAAACCAGCCAGAGCCAGCCCCUCUCCCUGUACCACAAAGUAGCCCUAUUCUGGUUAAUGCUCAAAAUGUAGUCUUGCCUGUAGCAUCUUCCCCAGUUUACCAUAUCAUUCCUGUUUCACAGGAUAGUUCUUUUACAUCUUUAAUAGGAAUUCCUGUGUUCCAAAUCAUCUAUCCCAAUUUGGUAGUGGUGCCGACUAACCUGCCUGGUGUGCUGCCUGUUUACAACUUGUGGUUCUCAGUGCCUGUGGUGGCUGUUCCAUCUGCCAUCCCAAUGGCAAGUGCUCCCCAAGCUGUACACCACCACUGUCCCACCUGCAAUUGCUUUGCAAGCCAGGUUUUGGCCUCUCCAGACCCUCCUGAGUCCAUGGGAGCCACAGGAUUCCACAACUAAACAGCUCAUUGUUUAAAAAAAAAUGAGGCAUUAAUGAAGUUGUUUCGU